AUGGUCGUCUCUGGUGACGGCAUCAUCCUUCCUGCCCUUGGACAAGAUGUGCAACUCGGCAUGCUGUACAACGUCCGCACAGCAGAACUGUUCGCAGGCAUAUCCCUAUGGGAUAACACUGUUGUCAAUAGCGAGCAGACCAAGGAUGAGAGCAAGGUCCAAAAUGCCGAGUUUUUCUAUUCUACAUCCAUCGAAGAUUCUCGCAAGAAGUCAGCCCUUGAUGUCGAGGGAUCUCUCGCUCUGGAUCUAAAGAUAAUUCAAGCAACCGGCUCCGCCAAGUAUCUGAGUGAUACCAAAUCUUCCACACACGAGGCACGUCUUGAUGCAUCAUGCACCGUUACUCGUUGGACACGCCGAAUUCCACAGGAAAUCCUCUCUUCCAUGAAAUAUCACCGCACCCUCGAUAAUCCUCGUUUUACACACUUUGUUGCAGAGGUGGUCGAGGGCGGAAGCGCAACUAUCAGUCUGGUUCGCUCUGCUUCCUCAGAAGAGGAAGCAAAAGAGAUUGCCGGAGACCUUAAAGCCACACUCAUCGGUGUCCCAGUUAAUGGCUCGGCCAAUCUGGAAUACAAAGAUGUGAGCGACGCUAACCGCGAGAAAGUCAAGAUCUCAUACAGUGGCGCCAUUGCUGAGAACGUGUCCACUUGGGAGGACGCUCGUCGUGUUGCAAACGAUAUGCCGACCAUGCUAGCUAAGCAGACCAACACGCUUUAUUAUAAGCUUCUUCCCGUCGACCUCCUUGAUAGCAAUGCAAGCCGUCUGAUUCGCAGCCUUGACUCUGGUAUUGUCAACAGAACAGCUGUAGCUCUCAAGACAGGAAUCACGGCUCGAUUGAGACUCGAUGAGUUGCUCCAACACCAAGUACUCCGCAACUGGUUCCCCAAGAUCAAAGGUCAAAUCCGCGGCCUACUAGAAUCCUUUUUGGAAGGCGAAUCGGACUUUACUGAAGCAGCACGUCGUCUCCUGCCAGAACUACGGGACGGUAAUACCGACUACAGUACUAAGAUUUCGGAGCUCCGAAGGGCUAUUUCUCUAUUUGAACAACGUGUUCGAAUCGCAGAACAGUUUGCAGAUUUGAAAGAGAAGGAACUAGACGUUCUUCAGUCAACAGUUUCCUCCAUGUUAGGCCAAGGCUUCCAAAACCAUCUAGGCGGGUUGAAACCAGAAUCCCUAACGACUGUUUCUGCCCCGCGAGUACUGUUAUCAUUUGGUGGAGGCCAGAUAAAUCGAAGUCGCCAUAUGUUGGAGAAAAAGAUGCAAUCAACGGAGCUAUGCGACGAUAGUACUGAUGAUGACAGCGAUGAUGAAGAGAAAGAGAAAAGUGAACAAGAGUGGUUUGAGAGUUCGCCGACUGUCAACGGCGUCAGAGCAGCCUGUGCAGAACUGAUCGGCUUGCGCCCAAGUGCCCCAGAAGAAGUCAUAUUUGGUGUGGCGAGUGUGGACAAGGCCUAUCGUGCGGGUGAAGAAAAGCUCGUGUCAACUCGUGUCGGAGACAUCAUACUUGGUUACAAUGAUCGAUUCACCAUUGUUACUGGCAUGCUCCCCAAAGCGCCAACGGCGCCCACGUUGACGAUUGACGAACAGGGAAUAGCUCUCUCGUGGGAAACAGACCAAGGAAGUGAACUGGAACCUGCUAUUCCGACAACUUCUUACGUGAUUCGCUACCGUCCUAUCCCUAACCCCGAGAAAGAUGGUGUCCUUCCUCGCAUUACAGCCGACGAAACAUUUAUCGAACUGGAAUUCAACCCGUCUGAGAGUUCCCUUAUUCCGAGAAAAAACGGCACAGGUGAUUCGUUGUUUGACGACUGCGAUUAUGAAGUCAUGCUCAACGUCAAGACGAUAAUAGGGCUCUCUAGUUGGAGUAUCCCUGCUGUUGUCCGGACACCUCGUUGGCCCUCUGUGGCCUCUAGGAUGCUAGAGUUCCAUGAGAGGAACCAUCAAGCAUUAUCCAACCCCAAUAGGAAAGGCACAAAGCCAUGGGAUAUGGACAAGGACACCGGCAACAGGACACUCUAUUUGGGACACACAACUAUCGUUGAUCGUAACUGUAGCGAUCCCCGCUUUCCAGACACUGUCGCAGUGCGCAUCGUCGACGUUGCAGCUGAAUUCGAAGCCAGGAUCCCUGCCGCAGAUCUCGCAGACAAGAACAACACUAUCGUCACUGUCUUCACAGGUCCCAGUGGCCACGGAAAGAGCACCCAGAUCAACGCUUUCGUUUCAUACUUGCUGGGCGGUGACUUUGAGGACUUUGCACGCAUCAUGAUGAUAGACGAUCGUGGUACCAGCCAGACAUCAUCGCAGUUUGUAACCUGCUAUCGCAUCAGACCCUUCUCCCCUCUAUUCCGAGGUAAAACGAUGCUUAUUGUGGACGCACCUGGCUUCGGUGAUUCGAGGGGCUACCAACGGGACGCUUUCGUCACGGUCGCCAUGUCAGACUUGUUUAGCACAGUUAGCCAUGUAAACGCCAUAUUCUUCACAUGUCGUGCAAUGGAGUCUCGAACUACCUUCCUGACACCUAUUUAUACAUACAUAUCACAGCUCUUUGCUAAAGAUGUUCAAGACUGUCUUGGAACUAUUUAUACUUUUGCCGAUUCUGGUAAACCGGCUGCACAUGACACGCUUCAGAAGCUCGGCUGGCCUGUACAGAAUGGCGAGAUCUCGGUGAACAACGCUGCGUUCACUGCCACACUGGACGUCACCGACAUCAAUCAUGUCCGGGAUAUGUGGCUUUUCUCCACAAGAGGACAGUUCCAGAUCAUGGACAGGCUUCUCAACACCACUGCCGUGCCUACCGAUUCCAGCGCUGAAGUGAUGCGAGACCGUGUUGAUCUUGAACAAAAGUGCUCGCUUACCGAACACAAGAUCUUCAAGACAGCACCCAAAGCGUGGAACCUGAUCGAAAACUUAGAUAGUCUCGCUGAUAAUAUUGGAAACGCCCCGGAUGCUGAAGUCUCCAUCACCGAAGAUCGGGUAGUAACACAGGAUCUACCUGAAGGUAAAGGUUCGACACGAUGCCUUCAUUGCAAUAUCACCUGCCAUGAGAUCUGUCCGUAUAGCAAUGAUGAGGACAUAAGGUACUGCGAGACUUUCAAAGAUGAGAAGUGUACUGUUUGUCACUGCCACUGGACAGAACAUUGCAACAUGAGAUAUAUGAUCAGGACGAAAAGAGUUACUCGCACUAUGAUUCCAGAAGAUAUGAUCAAAGCCUGGAGCGACAAAACCAAUGAGCUCGAGACAUCACUCCUCGGUGCUAUCGACGCUUUCCUCGAGCUACAGCAAGAGCUCCGAGAUGAGCUUCUCGAUCUAUCUGAGUUGACUAAGAAUGUCAUGACCAAGGCAUUACUCCACGAUCCUUCAGCUUUCAUCGACUACAUGUACAGGUUGAUCCAUACCGCGCGCGCGUAUAGCUUUCCUCCGGCAAAGCUAGUCCAAUUCGCCACAGCCAAGAACACCCUGUUGUUGCUUCAAAAGGUCAAAGAGCAAGGGAGCGCCGCGGCGAUUGAACCAGAGGCGUUACUCAGUAUACUAGGGAGUGUCAGGACAGAAAUGCAUCGCAGGAUGCAACUUGAGAUGCACCAACGAGUGCGUGAGGAAAAGGUUCCAUGCAGUCUUUACUAUACUCUCUACGAGAAGCUUCCCCCCUCUAUCAAAGACAAGGCCCCAGCGCCUCUUGGAGAAAAGGGCAUGUCGGCCCCAGGGGAGCUUUAUCCUGCGAAUCUGAAGUCGGUGGUGUUACUUGUGAAGACCGUGCUUAAAGACGGUGGUUAUGUUGCAACACUUGCGGUCAAAGGGUAG
This is a messenger RNA of Fusarium coffeatum, 3795 nucleotides long. RefSeq lists its product as uncharacterized. The transcript has a single exon. The coding region runs from base 1 to 3795 and encodes 1264 amino acids. Gene Ontology annotation, molecular function: protein binding. NCBI's taxonomy places the organism in Eukaryota, Fungi, Ascomycota, Sordariomycetes, Hypocreales, Nectriaceae. The record is from RefSeq and is a predicted model, not a curated record.